Molecule: messenger RNA, 1748 nt
Organism: Lactuca sativa (garden lettuce)
Lineage: Eukaryota; Viridiplantae; Streptophyta; Magnoliopsida; Asterales; Asteraceae
Product: F-box protein At5g07610
Molecular function (GO): protein binding
Source: RefSeq, a predicted model, not a curated record
UAAGCUUUAGCUGCAAAAGUUUGCGAGUCUCGGUCUUAUGUCGAUGAAUAUUUCAUCAGGUCGUCAAAAGAGGGGUUUUUACACAAGCCUACAGUAAGGACGCACAAAAUCCAAUUCCAAUUGGAAUCGAUAACAAUCGAUGAUCGGGAUUAGCAUGCACACUCAUCGUCGGUAGCUAGGAAUUCAAUUACAUAUGGCCGGGACGUGAUUCGGUGGCCGUUGGGAACAACAGGAAGUUAUAUAAACGGUGGCGAUGAAGACGAAUAUAAAGCAGUUUCGUAAGGCCAAGGUAGGCACCGAAGAUGAUGAAGAGCACAAAGUCAUGUUAUCAUCAGCCGAUUUAACUUCUCACGACGAUAUUUUGACGGAAAUCUUGCUACGAUUACCUAUUCGAUCACUCCUCCGAUCAAAAUGCGUGUCUAAACAUUGGCGUUUACUCAUUUCAAACCAUCGUUUCGCUCAGCUUCGAAACCCUAACCCUAAUACUCCUUGCGGUUUGUUUCUUCAACGAAUUGGUAAUGCUACUCCGGAGUAUGACUUCGUUCCGUUGGAUCGUGAAAAACAUGUUAAACCUCCUUUCAAAACCCUGAAUUUCCAUGGGAAUGUAUCUAAUUCAGGUAUAAUUGCUCUGCAUUCUUCCAAUGGUUUAAUGCUCUGUCACAGCUUGCAUGAAUAUUUUCGCAACACUUCAAAAGAAAUUGUGUACCAUGCUAUGUAUUACGUUUACAAUCCAACAAUCAAUCAAGUCGCCACCCUUCCGAAACUUGAAGGCUGUGAUUGGUUUCAAAGGCGACCUUGUGGUAUGACAUUAGCUUUUGAUCCUGUGAAAUCUCCUCACUAUAAAGUGAUAUGUGUUCGUGGAUAUCUAUGGAGUGAUCAUCUUUACAGUAUUGAGAUUUACUCAUCAGAAAACAGGAGUUGGAAGAUGUCUGGAAAACCUUUCGCCAAUCAGAUUGAUACAGAGUUUACAGGUGGAGUUUAUUGGAAUGAUGCAGUUCACUGGAUCAACAAGAAAGGGUAUAUCUUCUAUCUAAAGAUCAAUGAGGAUCUCCUAGAUCAAAUUCCUACUCCUACUGUUCGUGCUGGCUGGAAUGUUAAGAGGCAUUGUUACCCUCUAGUCGAAUCCCGUGAUGGCUUGCUGUUCAUUGACAUAUUUCCUCCAUUGAGUUUCAAGUUUGAUGUUCAUGAGAUGAAUAGAGACUAUUCAGGGUGGACAGUGAAGUACCAUGUUGAUCUUAAUGAAGUAAUGACCAAAUUCCCACAAACGAGUGAGAUGACAUCAUUGAAUCUCCUUACUUUUUUCAGACCCUUUCAGUCGUUUGUAAUACAUUGUCUUAUUUUGGGAGAAAAAGAAGAAGAUGCGUUCUUGGUGUUGGAAGUCCCUGGGAAGGCUAUAAGAUACAAUAUAGUGUUAAAGACUUGUGAGGAGCUUUGUGAUUUUGAAUUAUCUCGGCCUUUCAGAUUAUCUGUUGCAGAUGAUGGCUUUUCAAAAGUAGGCAGAUGGCCAGGUGCUUUUCAAUUCUGCGAGUCUCUUUCUCAUGUCUAAUAGUCUUUCUUUUAGCUUUGCCUUGGCUUACUUAAAGUAGUUGUUAUCUAGUGAGUUUUCUGUUCACCCAUCUUCUCUUUCUCUCUUACAUGUUCUAUAUAAAUAGUUUAAAGUUUCAGUCUCUUUGUAGAGUCUUGUUAUGUUUCUACAAGUUUCAUUAGGGUCAUCGUUUAUUAUAUAGCAAAAUAUGCUUCUUGUUUAA